Trametes versicolor FP-101664 SS1 is the source of this 1518-nucleotide messenger RNA. RefSeq lists its product as uncharacterized. The transcript is spliced from 18 exons. Gene Ontology annotation, biological process: carbohydrate metabolic process. Lineage: Eukaryota; Fungi; Basidiomycota; Agaricomycetes; Polyporales; Polyporaceae. Bases 1 to 1518 code for a protein of 505 amino acids. The record is from RefSeq and is a predicted model, not a curated record.
AUGAAGCUCGGCUUUGCACCUUUGGUGACUGCGGCGGUUGGCGUGUCGGCUCUGCUGGGAGCGACGGCGCAAUGCCCGGACUUCACGACAUAUUCUCAGAGUCCACAGGGGAACCCUUCAGCGGGCCCGUUGGCCUUGCCGUAUAUGAGGCCCGACCCAGCAUGUCGCACGUUCAACAGUACAGCCGUAGAGAAAGUCAUCAGCGACAUGAAAAGUCGUCUCAAGGACCCGGACUUGGCGCGUCUCUUUGAGAACACGUUCCCGAACACCCUAGAUACAACCGUGAAGUACUUCAACGAGACCGAAAACCUGGCAUUCAUCAUUACCGGGGACAUCACUGCUCAAUGGCUGCGCGAUACAGCGAACCAGUUCGCCCAUUACCACACGCUGCUGUCCACAGACAAAGAGCUAGCAACUUUGGUUAAAGCGGUCAUCAACAACGAAGCUCGCUACGUUUCGCAGUACCCGUAUUGCGGUGCUUUCCAGCCGCCACCGGAGAGUGGCCUUGCACCCUCUCACAACGACUGGGCCGAUGGCGUCACGGUUAACCCACCCGUAGAUAACCAGACCGUCUUCGAGUGCAAAUACGAGAUCGAUUCGCUAUGCGGCUUCCUGAAGCUCUCGCGCUCCUACUUCCAAGCUACUAAAGACGCGUCCUUCAUGAACAACAACUGGUUCGCGGCUGUCGACCAAAUCUUCAACGUCAUCUGGGAGCAAUCUCAGUCUAGCUUCGACGAAGACUAUAACCUCGUGUCGUUCUACAACUGGACGGGCGGGAACGGGGCGCUUUCCCCUGCUGUGAACAAUGCUGGAAAUGGCGAACCCAGGCUGUAUUCUGGCCUCGUUGGCACUCAUCACAGGCCCUCAGACGAUCUCAGCACGUUCGCGUUUUUGGUUCCUGCCAACGCUAUGCUGAGUGUGGAGCUCACAAAUCUUGCGGAAGUCCUUGAAGCUACGAAGCAGGCUAAGAACAUCAGCCAGCUCGCACGGAACUACAGCACCACUAUCAAGAACGCUAUUUGGGAGACUACGAUCGUCAACAACAUCUUCGCGUAUGAAACGAAUGGCUUCGGUGGACGCUAUGUCAUGGACGAUGCGAACGUCCCGUCGUUGCUUUCCCUACCUUAUCUUGGGUUCCUCAAUAAAACCCACCCGGCAUACGUGGCGACUCGGAAUCUGCUCCUAUCACGGAAGAAUCCCUAUUUCGCCGCGGGCAAGAACUUCAGCGGAAUUGGCGGCCCGCAUGUCGAUGCGUGGAACCCAUGGCCGAUGUCCCAGAUUUCCGCCAUCUUUGGAACCGACGAUGACGAGGACAUCACGCGGUCGCUGUACCUCAUCGCCAACAACACGCACGGCCUCGGCCUCAUUCAUGAGUCGAUCAGCAUUUACGACGGGUCGUACACCCGCCCCUGGUUCGCUUGGGCCAACAGCUACUUUGCCGAGAUGCUGCUCGACCUCGCGCAGCGCAAGCCGCACCUCAUCUUCAAGGAUGGCAAGCCGUAUACUCCCGGCCAGUGA